Molecule: messenger RNA, 688 nt
Organism: Aspergillus ruber CBS 135680
Lineage: Eukaryota; Fungi; Ascomycota; Eurotiomycetes; Eurotiales; Aspergillaceae
Exons: 3
Coding region: 106-324 (72 amino acids)
Source: RefSeq, a predicted model, not a curated record
GUGCAUUCGUGAUUUUCAAUGAUAAUGGUCCACGUCUGUGGACUCGCUUCCCUCCUCAUGUUAGGUAUAUAAUUAGUCGCCACUAUCUAGAUCUCAUUUAUACCUAUGUCGCUCAUGACAUUUGGUUUGUUCGGAGUUCCAAACAUGUGGUCUUCGACCGCUCAUUUGCAGGUAUACCCCAUACGAAGGUGGGAAUAUCAAUCGCCUUUAGACGAUUUUGUACAUUCUCGUGCCAGCCAAGAUCGUCGUUCACCUUCUUAUUGUUUUCGUAUGUUGUGCCAUGGUGAUUACUGUGGGUUAAGGUAUGCUCGACGUCCAAGUUGAGGCACGGCAGCGCUUCCAGAACCAGACGCGACAGUAACUCCUGCCGCUCCGUAAAGAAUGGGUAAACGCCUUUACCAUGAUCAAACAGACCCUAUAUGCCCAUUCCAUUCGCAUAAUGAGAGCCACUGUCUUCGUUUUCCGCUUGCUGGCGAUGGUCGGUAUUUCUUUGGUCUUUAAUGAAGGAACAGUAGUAAAAUCCUAAUCAUAUAAUUCUUUUUAUAUGCAUUGUACUAGAGGAGCUUCAGCCCUCUGCAGCUUCGAUCCGUCAACAAGGGGCAUGCUUAUUACUACCACGUAGAAGGUUCCCAAUAAAUAAAAAAAAUAAAUAAAUAAAGAAGAAUGCAUCGGGUAUAAUAGCACGAAG